UGAAAAAGUCGGAGUAGAAUCCAUUGUGGUGCUUGCUUGGGCGCCUGAGAGGAGCAAGUUGAAGUGAGAUGAGGACAUAAAUCGAUUUCUUCUUGAGGGAAUGCAUCGGAAAGGAAUAAAGAAACGGAAUUAUAACGUGCAAAACAAGAUUUUUUAUUUUAAUAACGAAACACGAUAACGUUUCAGCACAGCCUGGAGGAGGAUGAGUUAACCGACGCUGCAAAUGUUGAUUUUUCAGAAAACGAGCAUAUAAUUGGAACCUUUGAGUUUGAACCGGGACAGUGUGUCAAGAUCAAAGCUUCGACGUGUUCAUCUGGUGGGAGAGUAUGCCCACCACCAGCAAAAUAUCUGGUGUGAAAAGCCCCAGGAAUCCGGCAGUCUUGAUUUGAUCGCUGAACACAUCCCUCUCUGCUGGGUGUGGACAGGAGCUAGACUCUCAUGCUUGUUCCAGCUUGUCUGUCUCACCUGCUUUAAAGAGCUGGGGGUUGAACCUGGACAGCCUGCUCAGCAGUGAUUUGACGCGGCGGGCUGGCGGAACUCCACGGAACAUGGGAGAGUGGGGUCUUGGAGAGCUUGGCAGCAGAGCACUCCAGUGGCCCCACCCCAGUGAAGGCCUUUAAAUGAGGAUACAUCACACAGAGAUGACAAAGCAGUGACCCUCCCCCUUCCCCCCCCCACCCCGCUCCCCCAGACCAGACUUUACCCACCGCCCCCCAGUUCCCCGUGUUACGCGAGAACAUGCUGCGUUUUCUCUCCCUCAAAUUUGGCCGUCUGUACCGAUGCCUGAAGUUCCUGCUGGUGGUGGGCCUCUUCGUCAUCCUAGUGAUGAACACGCACAACCUGUUCGCCUCCUUCCAGAGGAACGAGCUCACCGACCGGCGCUUCAUCAACCUCAACAAGUGCCCCGCCUGCUUCGGCACCAGCUGGUGCCGCAAGUUCAUGAAUGGGCAGGUCUCCUUCGAGACGUGGGGGCGGCUGCGCUUCCUGGACUUCUUCAACGUCAAAAACGUCCACUUUGCACAGUACGGGGAGCCCAGGGAGGGAACCCGCCGGAUCGUCCUCAAGCGGCUGGGCUCCAACCAGGAGCUGGCCGACAUCGACCAGAAGAUCUGCAAGCGGGCCACGGGGCGACCUCGAUGUGACAUCGUCCAGGCCAUGUACAAGACCGAGUUCGCCCGCCUCAACGGGGACGUCAGGCUGCUCACGCCGGAUGUGGUGGAGGGCUGGUCGGACCUGGUGCACUGCCCGUCCCAAAGGCUGCUGGACCGGGUGGUGCGGAGGUACGCCGAGACUAAAGAUUCAGGAAGUUUCCUUCUCAAGAACCUCAAGGACACAGAACGGAUGCAGCUGCUCAUGACCCUAGCCUUUAAUCCAGAGCCCUUGGUUCUCCAGAGCUUUCCGUCUGACGAGGGUUGGCCGUUCCCGAAGUACCUGGGCGCGUGCGGGAGGAUGGUGGCGGUCAACUAUGUCGGAGAGGAGCUGUGGAGCUUCUACAACGCCCCCUGGGAGCAGCGGGUGGACCUGGCCAGGCAGCUGAUGGACAUCGCCGAGCAGCUGACCAACAACGACUUCGACUUCGCGCUCUACCUGCUGGACGUCAGCUUCGACAACUUCGCCGUCGGGCCACGGGACGGCAAGGUCAUCGUCGUAGAUGCCGAAAACGUCAUCGUGGCAGACAAGCGGCUGAUUAAGCAGAAUAAGCCGGAGAACUACGACGUGUGGUACGAGAGCCGCGUGGAGGACUGCGACAAGGAGGCCUGCCUGUCCUUCUCGAAGGACAUCCUGUGCUCGCGCGUCACCGUCGACCACAACUACUACGCCGUCUGCCAGAACCUGCUCUCCAGGCACUCCGCCUGGCGCGGCACCACCGGCGGGCUCCUGCACGACCCGCCGGCGGAUGUGGUCAGGGACGGGCGCCUGGAGGCCCUGCUGGACGAGUGCACCAGGCCCAAAAAACAGUACGGCCGCUACCAGGCGGCCAAGGAGUUGCGCGAGUACCUGGCGCAGCUGAGCAAUAACGCGAGGUAAUGAACGGGGUGGAUUCGCGCUCCGGCGGCUCCCCCCCCCCCCCCCUCCCACCCCCCCACGACCGUCAACCCCCUUUUCUCAGCACCACCACGGCAACAGCGACAGACUUGACUUUCCAAGGUGACGGACUCCGAUGGGUUUCCCCCGCUCCCCAUGUUAUUUGUGUUGCUUUUUUUGGCGUUGUUUAAUUCACGCCCGUCGGACAGAGGAGGUCGUCAGAGGGGUCGUCCAAAGAUGAGACGGCCGGAGGACUGCGACGGGAGAGAGUUUGUGGUGCGGGAGGGGGAGGGGGAGGGGCGAGCGCGCACUCGACGGCGCGAGAAUUUAAAAGGCGGGGUGGCCUCGCGACGUGACCUCGAUCGUUAACGGAACGGGGCAGCGCCGCCCGCCCGCUAGCCCGAGGCCCGCCUCUGACCAACAUUUGGCCGGGGCGCUUUGGCGGUGCCGAUAUUUCAAUUUUAUGUCGGCCCACAAAAAGCGCCGGACCGUUCGGCCCGAAGUACUGAAGACGUACGUCGCUGUUCAUUGACGCCGAAAUGGGUUCUGCCGGUUUUCGAUUUCCUGCUAAAUCGAAAUGGACUCUCAUUUGGUACCGUGGAGUUGGUGGAGGACUCGCAGAAAUUCUGUCACUGUUGGCUGGAGUGAAACAAUCGGCCCCCUGUCUCCUGUGUCCUAGAGCUUGGCAAUCAGAAUUUUAGAGGACACGAGAGACCUGGGGGGGGGGAAACUUUAAGUAGAAAACUGUAAGGGAAUCCUGAAUGUGCAUAUAUUGCAUAUACCAAAGAAUCUGCCUGUAUGUAACGUGGUCCCCGGUUACACUCUGCAAUGCCAUACUUGUUCCUCACAGAACAGUUGUAACUGACGUAAGGAAUCCGUCUCGACGAGUAGAGGGAGAACUGCUUUUCCUGCAAGACCAGGUCCGCUUCUCUGCAUCCUGGGAAAAGCAAGAGAGUGGGGAGGGGGGUUGGGGGGGGCGGGCGGGGUUGUAUGACUCUGAAGCGGUGCCUUUCAUCCAGAUUGUACACAGGCACUAGAUUCAAAUAGGCUUUUAUACACCACUGGGGUUCUCAGUGUUCUCAGAGAGUAGCAGGCUUUUUGAAAAAGGGAAUUAUGUAUAUCCGCAAAAUAAAACUGAUUUUCCCAACCGUC
Messenger RNA from Anguilla rostrata (American eel), 3177 nucleotides. RefSeq names its product divergent protein kinase domain 2A. The record is from RefSeq and is a predicted model, not a curated record. The transcript has 6 exons. The coding region runs from base 739 to 2028 and encodes 429 amino acids. Lineage: Eukaryota; Metazoa; Chordata; Actinopteri; Anguilliformes; Anguillidae.